Molecule: messenger RNA, 3088 nt
Organism: Ceratosolen solmsi marchali
Lineage: Eukaryota; Metazoa; Arthropoda; Insecta; Hymenoptera; Agaonidae
Gene: Grp170
Product: hypoxia up-regulated Grp170 co-chaperone protein
Exons: 9
Coding region: 1-2811 (936 amino acids)
Biological process (GO): endoplasmic reticulum unfolded protein response
Cellular component (GO): endoplasmic reticulum chaperone complex
Molecular function (GO): ATP binding; ATP-dependent protein folding chaperone
Source: RefSeq, a predicted model, not a curated record
AUGAUGUAUCACAAGAGGUUAUCAUUUAUGCUUUUGGUCAUAUUAUACACUGAUUUUAUUUCCAAUGAGGCUAAUGCUGUUGCUGUUAUGAGCAUUGAUCUUGGCAGUGAAUGGAUGAAAGUAGCUAUUGUGUCGCCAGGUGUGCCAAUGGAAAUCGCACUAAAUAAGGAAUCUAAAAGAAAAACACCAGUAACGAUAUCAUUUAGAGAUGGAGAACGCACAUUUGGUGAAGAUGCUCAAGUAGUUGGUACUCGUUUUCCACAAACCAGCUUCUCUUAUAUUUUAGAUUUAAUAGGAAAGCCUAUCGACAGUCCAAUAGUUCAAUUAUUUAGGAAACGAUUUCCUUACUAUAACAUUGAGGCAGAUAAAGAACGUAACACUUUAAUAUUCAGAAUAGAUGAAGUGACUACCUUUACCCCAGAAGAGUUACUUGCUCAAAUUUUGCAUAAAGCCAAAGAAUUUGCUGAACUGUCUGCUGGUCAGAAAAUAAAAGAGGCAGUGAUAACUGUACCUGGAUUUUUCAAUCAAGCCGAACGAUCUGCUCUUAUACAAGCAGCAGAACUUGCUGAUAUCAAAGUGUUACAAUUAUUUAAUGAUUAUUCAGCUGUUGCACUUAACUAUGGUAUAUUCCAUCGCAAAGAGAUUAAUGACAGUGCUCACUAUAUUAUGUUCUAUGAUAUGGGAGCUAGUAGUACUACUGCCACUGUAGUUGGUUUUCAAAAUGUGAAAACAAAGGAAAGAGGGUUCGUCGAAACCCAUCCACAAGUCAGUAUCUUAGGAGUUGGAUAUGAUCGCACUCUUGGUGGAUUAGAAAUGCAAUUAAGAUUGCGUGAUUAUCUUGGUAAAGAGUUUGAUGCCAUGAAGAAAACCUCCACCUCGGUAUUUAGUAGUCCAAGAGCAAUGGCUAAGUUGUUUAAGGAAGCCGGUAGAGUAAAGAAUGUAUUAAGUGCUAAUAUUGAUCAUUAUGCUCAAAUUGAAGGUCUGUUAGAUGAGAAAGACCUUAGAUUACAAGUAACCAGAGAAAAGUUUGAAGAACUUUGUGCAGACUUAUUUGAACGUGUAUCAAAUCCAGUAAAAACUGCAUUAGAAACUUCAGCUUUAACAAUGGAUAUCAUUUCUCAAGUUGUAUUGGUUGGUGCUGGUACUCGAAUGCCAAAAGUUCAAGAAAAAUUAGCUGCAUUUGUUAAAACAGACUUAUCAAAAAAUAUUAAUACUGAUGAAGCAGCAGCCUUGGGAGCAGUUUACAAAGCUGCUGAACUCAGUCAAGGUUUUAAAGUAAAAAAAUUUAUUACCAAAGAUGCUGUACUAUUUCCGAUUCAGAUUGUUUUUGAUAGAAUAGUUGAAAAUAAAGUUAAACAGGUUCGGAGAAUGCUAUUCAGCAGAAUGAAUGCUUACCCUCAAAAGAAAAUUAUUACUUUUAAUAAACAUAACGAAAACGUAUUUUCAUUUAAUGUGAACUAUGCAGAACUUGAUUAUUUGCCAAAGAAAGAAAUUGAUGCUGUUGGAACUUUCAAUAUUUCUUUGGUAACUUUAACUGGAAUUACGGAGGCUUUAUCAAAACACGAAAAUGAUAUAGUUGAAAGUAAAAGCAUCAAAGUGCAUUUUUCCAUGAAUGAAAGUGGAUUACUCAAUUUUAUUAAUGUUGAAUUGGUGUUGGAAAAAACAAGUCCAACUACUCCUGAUGAAGUUGAAGGUGCUUUCGUAAAAUUUGGCUCAACAAUAAGCAAGCUUUUUUCUGGGUCUGAUGAAUCAGAAAAUGAUGAUAAGGUAGAAGAAACUCUAAAAGAUGGUAUUAAACCAGUUCAUGAAGAACCUGAAUAUCCUGGAUUGAAGAAAGAAACUAAAGAAAAGGAUAAAACAAAUAAUGAAACGAAACCAAUAGAAGAAAAAUCAGAAAAUAAAACGGAAAAAUUAGAAAAAGAUCAAACUCCAACAAUUAUUACCAUUAAAGAACCAAUUGAUGCCAAAGAAUUAAAAGUAGUACAGUUUACUUUAUCUGAAGAUAAAUUUUUAAUUUCUCAAGAAAAACUCAAAGCCUUAGACACAUUCGAUGAACAAAAGGCACGACGUGAAAAUGCUUUAAACAAUUUGGAAUCUUUUGUUAUUGAUGUUCAACAAAAAUUAGAAUUAGACGAAUAUAAAGUAGCAAUACUGCCUGAAGAAGCUGAGAAGAUUAAAAAAUCUUGUAAUGAUGUUUCUGAAUGGUUAUAUGAAGAAGGUUUUGAAGCAACAUCAGAAAUAUAUGAGCAAAAAUUAGAAGACUUACAAAAGUUAACACGUGAUCUUUAUGAAAGAGUUUUUGAACAUAGUGAACGUCCAGAAGCUUUGAGAGUUCUAGUUUCAAUGCUUGAUGAAAUUAAGGCUUCUUUAAAUAAUAUACCCAGUGAAGAAAUGCUUGAAAUAUUUACUCAAAUUGAAAUUGAAUCUGUAGAGAAAGCUAUUAAUGAAACAGAGGAAUAUUAUAAUAGGGUAGUAAAGGUUACAUCCGAAUCUAAAUUGUAUGAGCCCGUGACAUAUAAGGUUCGCGAUAUUGUCCAGAAAAUAGCUGUGUUAGAUCGAGAAAUAAAAUACGUUUUUAAUAAAUUAAAAAUAUGGAAACUAAAAGGAGCAACGAAUAGUACCGAUAAAGUGGGUGAAAAUAAUACAACUAAUGGUGAUAGUGAAUCCGAGAACAAAACAAAAACCGAACAGAAUACUACAUUGGACAAAAAUGAAUCUGAAGCAGUAGAAGCAGAAGUUUUCGAAUUACCCAUCAGUAAUUCAACAAAGUCUGAAGAUAAAGAAUUUAAAGAUAAGCAUCAAGAACUUUGAAUACGUGAUUUAUUGAGUCAAAUUGUUUAGGUAUUUUUUAAAAUGGAAAUAAAAAAUCAUCGAGAUGUUUAUUGAUCAACUAGUUACUACCUUUCUGCAGAAUAAAAUCAUGAAAUGUAUUCAUUGAUGAAAAAAUAUUGACAGAAUAAGUGAGAUGAUAAAUUAUUGAAGUUCUGUCUUAAAUUUUUAUAAAUUUUUAUGAAAGCACAUGAAAAUUUCUGCAGUUACAAUGUUAAAAGAAUGCUAUAUUUUCACAUUUUCAUUCUAUACAUUACAA